UGUAGUUAGUUUAAUCCUCACGAGGAAACUAAAUCAGUUUCAUGUCAUGUUUCUGCCUUGCUGGGCGACAUUCCUCAAAGUGGAUUGCUUGAGUUGUAGUGAUAUGUUGCCUGAGUAGGUGAACUGAGAUUUUCGCAACCUGGAUAUAAAACACAAGACCAACGAUGGGAAACGACAAUGUGAGCGUGGCAUUCAAGGUGUACUGUCUGACAGUGAUGACACUGGUGGCAGCUACAUACACAGUGGCACUACGGUACACGAGGACCACUACAACCGGAGAUAUGUACUUCUCCACCACUGCAGUGUGCAUCACUGAGGUUAUUAAAUUAAUAAUAAGUCUUGGGAUGCUGUCAAAGGAAUCAGGAAGCCCCAGCAGACUGAAGAAUACAUUAGUGGAACAUAUUCUCUGCAGUCCAAAGGAAUUGCUGAAGCUGAGCGUGCCCUCAGUGGUAUAUGCGAUUCAGAACAACAUGGCCUUUAUUGCUUUGAGCAACCUUGAUGCUGCAGUUUAUCAGGUGACAUAUCAACUGAAGAUUCCCUGCACGGCGUUGUGUACAGUCCUCAUGCUGAGCCGCUCUCUCAGCCGACUGCAGUGGUUCUCUGUCUUUAUGCUCUGCGGGGGCGUGACGCUUGUUCAGUGGAAGCCUGCAGAGGCCACAAAAGUCCAGAUUGAGCAAAAUCCUUUCGUUGGGUUUGUGGCAGUCGCUAUUGCUGUCCUUUGCUCUGGAUUUGCAGGUGUGUACUUUGAGAAGGUGCUGAAGAGCUCUGACACAUCUCUUUGGGUGAGAAAUAUCCAGAUGUACCUGUCUGGCAUUGUCGUCACUCUGAUCGGUGUUUUUAUGAACGAUGGUGAUAAGGUCUUAGAGAAAGGCUUCUUCUUCGGUUACACACCACUGGUUUGCUUUGUAGUGUUCCUGGCCAGUGUGGGCGGGCUGUACACGUCAGUGGUGGUGAAGUACACAGACAACAUCAUGAAGGGAUUCUCUGCUGCUGCCGCCAUUGUCCUGUCUACUAUCGCCUCUGUAAUCCUGUUUGGACUACAGAUAACGUUCACCUUUGCCUCUGGAGCCCUCUUGGUGUGCGUUUCAAUCUACCUGUACGGACUUCCAAAGCAAGACACCACCAAGCUGAGACAUGUGGAUCCCAAAGACCAGGAACUGAAACAGAAACUGAUCAGUGUGUGAGUCUCUUACCUGAUGGACCAGGUCAGUGUUGGGGUGUUCUCUUCAUGGGACCUUAAAGAUCUCCUACAUCGAGGGAGAUUUGGGAGCCACAAUGAACUCUAGGUUGUGUGUGCUCCUCUGUUCAUCACAUAAACAACUUUUGUUCCACUUUGAUGAAGCUACGCUCCUUCAGUAUGACCCACUUUUAACCACACUGGACCACUGACAGUGCUGACUUUUCAAAUUAUUUGAUUUUUAAUUUUGAGAAUAAUAGGGGGAGAAAAAGAAACAUGUUUGCCUUUUUUGCUUUGUAAAGAUUGUAAUCUGAAACAGAAGAGUCUUGUAAUUUAUCUCCAGCUAUGCUGGAGUGACAGGCAGUAACAGGACGUUCUGAUGCUUCUGUAAAUUUGGAAUCAGGAGCGUAUAAUAUCACAACUCCUCAACAUGAAGAAUCAGUGAUUGGUCCGUUUAUACUGUGCAUUGUGAGUGUCUUAUUUUAUCUUCACAGUGCUGAUUCUGAAUGUCCCCAGGUCACAGAGAAAUAUACUUGACAGACGAACAACGACAGAAAGCACUUGUGAUUCUUUAUAUCAUCUCUUCAGUGUCUUGUAUCGUUUUGUAUCGCAUCUAGGUCGUCCUUUUUUGAAGUCAUAUUUAAUUUUAUUAAAAGUGACUGGAAAAUGGAAAGAAGUUUUCUCACUCAUCAUUGUCCAUCCCAGUUUGGAAGCCAUAACUAGGCACAGCAUGCUAGUCAAGCAAAUUUAACUCA
This is a messenger RNA of Cheilinus undulatus (humphead wrasse), 1932 nucleotides long. It is a transcript of the gene slc35a1, whose product is annotated as solute carrier family 35 member A1. Gene Ontology annotation, molecular function: pyrimidine nucleotide-sugar transmembrane transporter activity. The transcript is spliced from 8 exons. NCBI's taxonomy places the organism in Eukaryota, Metazoa, Chordata, Actinopteri, Labriformes, Labridae. Gene Ontology annotation, biological process: pyrimidine nucleotide-sugar transmembrane transport. The record is from RefSeq and is a predicted model, not a curated record. The coding region runs from base 165 to 1184 and encodes 339 amino acids. Gene Ontology annotation, cellular component: Golgi membrane.